This is a messenger RNA of Aricia agestis (brown argus), 1320 nucleotides long. RefSeq names its product leucine-rich repeat-containing protein 1 (gene Lrr47). Bases 77 to 1309 code for a protein of 410 amino acids. The transcript has 4 exons. Gene Ontology annotation, molecular function: protein binding. NCBI's taxonomy places the organism in Eukaryota, Metazoa, Arthropoda, Insecta, Lepidoptera, Lycaenidae. The record is from RefSeq and is a predicted model, not a curated record.
AACAGGUGUUUUCAUUUUUCAAUGUUUCGCUAUAAAUUGAUAUCAAUCAAUAAUUAAUAUAAUUUUAUUACAUAUAAUGAAACUACAGUGCCAAGUGGAAGUUGUUAAUAGGCUGCAUUUAAAUUUGAACGUUAAACCUAACACAAAAUACUUGAAAUCCACGUUAGCGCUAGGCAAGGAACCAAAGAAUGACCGCGAAUAUUUCAUACUGCAUUUUUCAUCAGUCAACAAAAAGGGGACAAAGUAUAACGUGAAGGGUAUCAAGAAGGCUUUCGUAAAAUGCCUUAGCGAGGGAAAAGUUACUCUUAGGUUUGAGGAACCACCACACGAUUUGUGUAUAAAGUCGAACGAGCCGGAGCUGAAAAAAUUUAUGAAGUUGUUGCAAUCUUGUAUCACGGGCGAUACUAAAAAUGUUAAACUUGGAGAAUUAUGCUCGCUCGGGGUGGUCAAAGAGAAGAUGCCUACGAAACUGGUGAUCCUUAACCGGUCGGAAUAUCCAACAAGUGGGUUGCCUAGGUCCUUGGAGUACCUCUACGUAAAUGGCAUCAAGCUGUGUAAUUUUAGGAGAGAAAUAUUGUCAUUGAACAACUUAAGACUAUUGGAUCUAAGUGACAAUGAGAUAGAAAAGCUUCCUCUGGAACUAGGAAGGCUACCCAAUCUUUCUGAGCUGUAUUUAGCCAAUAAUAAUUUGGGAAGUAAGAGCACAGUGGACUGGAAAUGGCUUUUUGGGCCACGGUUAAUUGCCAAUUUAAGAUUACUUGAUCUCAGUGGGAAUAAACUAAAAGAGCUGCCAAAGUCAAUUUGGAAGCUACAAAAUCUAGUAUCACUAAAAGUUAAUAAUAAUGCUUUGACGAGGCUACCUGCAGCACUGGGUCGUAUUAGUAGUUUAAGAUAUUUAACAGUGUCACAAAACCACUUACAAGCAUUACCAUGUAGUCUAAUGCAAUGCCGUCUAGAAUAUAUUGAUCUGUCAUGUAAUUUAUUUAAUGUAGAAACAAAUUCACUAGUGCCAGAGAAACAUUCACACUGGGACUUGUAUGUAACAAGCCUACUUCACAUUGCAAGCAAAGCUGUGAUGAAACAGAAAAUAUAUUACGCUUCUAACAUAAUACCUUGGACUCUAGUUGAGUUUUUAGACAAUGCUAAUCUUUGUGUAUGUGGCAGACCAGUGUUAAACGAUAAAUUCUAUGUUAUUAAGGAAUAUGAACUGAAAGACUUUUUUAGAAUUGUUGUAUUUAAUAAUAAUAGAAAUUGCAGUGUUAAAUUUGAAUGUUACUUUUGUUCUCCAAAAUGUAUUUCAAUCAAAUAAAUAAGUUUUUU